Molecule: messenger RNA, 1829 nt
Organism: Stegastes partitus (bicolor damselfish)
Lineage: Eukaryota; Metazoa; Chordata; Actinopteri; Pomacentridae
Product: proteinase-activated receptor 2-like
Exons: 2
Coding region: 71-1231 (386 amino acids)
Biological process (GO): positive regulation of Rho protein signal transduction; thrombin-activated receptor signaling pathway; phospholipase C-activating G protein-coupled receptor signaling pathway
Cellular component (GO): plasma membrane
Molecular function (GO): thrombin-activated receptor activity
Source: RefSeq, a predicted model, not a curated record
AUUUAAGGAACCGCUGGAAGCUGACUCUGUAAAACACAAGAGGAGCGGAGAGAGUCUAAAGUACGAGAACAUGGAUUUUACACGUGUGCUGUCGCUCCUGGUGGUUUUCUGCGGGGUUUGUGCCGCUGUUGCUCCUCCAGGUAAAGGUCGGGGCUUUGGUGGCUUUCAGGACCCUAAAGACUCUAAUCGUUACAUUGUGGAUGAUGCAGCCGCCGAUACGCUGAGGAGCAACCUCACCACCGUCUUCUACCCAAUCAUCUACAUCAUCGUGUUCGUGGUGGGGCUUCCCGCAAACGGCAUGGCCAUCUGGGUGUUUCUCUUCAGGACCAAGAAGAAGCACCCUUCGUCCAUCUACAUGGCCAACCUGGCUCUGGCCGACCUGCUGUUUGUCAUCUGGAUGCCCCUGAAAAUCGACUACCACUUCAGCGGCAACAACUGGAGCUAUGGAGAGCCGCUGUGCAAGGUGCUGGUGAGCUUCUUCUACGGGAACAUGUACUGCUCGGUUCUGUUCAUCGCCUGCCUCAGUGUGCAGAGGUACUGGGUCGUGGCUCACCCUCUGUCUCAGCAGAGGAAGAACAACAAGCUGGCCAUCGGGGUCUGUGUGGCCAUCUGGGCGUUCAUCUGGCUCACCACCACUCCUCUUUACUUGUACGACCACACAGCAAAGCUCAAAGACCCCAACAUCACCACCUGCCAUGAUGUCACCAUGAUAAAGGACUCAAAGAACCCAUUCGCCUCGGUCCAACUCCCCUUCUACUACUUCGUCUUCAUGGGCAUGGUGGUGUUCCUCGUCCCUUGCGUAGUCAUCAUCGUGGCCUAUAUUAUGCUGCUCAGAGCUCUGGGGAACACUAUGGGGAACAGCAGUGCAGCGAAAAACCGACAAAAAGCCGUGGCGCUGAUUGUUAUCGUCCUGGUCACGUUCGUGGUGUGUUUCAUCCCAAGCAACAUCAUGCUGGUGCUGCAUUACUCUCUGCUAAAGGACGGAGUGGUAAAUAACGGCUACAGCUUCUACACCUCCACGCUGUGUCUGGCCAGCCUGAACAGCUGCCUGGACCCGUUCAUCUACUACUACGUGUCCGAGGAAUUCAGGGAACACGUGAAGAACACUCUGCUGUGUCGCAGCAGCAGGACUGUGGAGAGGAUGAGAGUUUCCUUCAGCUCCAUGAAGUACUCCAACAAGAAGAAGUCAUACAUGUCGAGCACUGGCACCACAGAGAGCAGCACUUGCUAGUGCCAAAACCAGAGAACAGACUUUGAUCAGAUAUCGUGCAUCGUGUCGGUGCUUGCACCAUGUUGCACUGACGUGGUAGCACUGAGACGCAGCACUGUCUACUGAAACUCCACCUGCAUAAACCAGGCAAAGCGUUACGAAACCAAAGAUGGACUCUCACUGUGAAGAUAACCGUGGUGGGAAGAGAGCAAAGUACAAUUUAUGUUGCAUAAUGAACUGCUGCUUGGUGUUAAAAUGUGAAGUAUGUUUUAUUUUUUGUAAUAUAUUCUAUUAUACAUAGUUGUGCCACUCGUGCGAGACACGUCUUUGCUUUUUCCCACGAUUCCGACUGACUGGACCCCUUCCUUGAAGAUCACUGAAAGCAGAUGGCAUCUGUUAUUAAACAGCCACAUUAACCUCAUGUUUAGAGGAAUGGAACGCGAGAAUAUAUCUAGAAAAUGUUUAUUUAAUACUCAUUCCUGUUGCAAGUUUUAUUUUGUGAUUUUAAGCCUCUUGUGCCGAAGCUUUUUUUUAAUAUGAGGAGGAAAGAGGCAGCAUUGUUACACUGUUUGUUUGUUUUUUGUUGUUUUUUUUAAUAAAUGAUAAAACAGCCAGAUAA